GAUAUAAAUAUAUAUUUAUAAUAUAUAUUUAAGAUAAAGGCGUUCCUCUCCUAUGCCUAUAAAUAGAUCAUAUGGUUUCACAGGCUUUUUAUAUGGUCAUAGGAAGCUUAUAACAUUUGCUACAGAAGCGUUACGUUUUCACCAUGACGAUAGUAGAGAUGUGCGUGAAUGUGGACUGUGAAGGUUGUGAACGCAAGAUAAAGAAGGCCCUUAAAAAGCUACCUGGAGUUGAUGAUGUUGACAUAGACAUGAGAUUGCAGAAGGUUACUGUGAUGGGAUGGGCAGAUCAAAAUAGGGUUUUGAAGACUGUGAGGAAGACUGGCAAGAAGGCAGAGCUAUGGCCAUAUCCAUAUGACCCAGAAUACCAUGGCUUCGUUCGCCAUUACUGCAAUAAUAAUAAUCUUAACAACUCAUCAUCUAGCUAUGAAUAUGAUGAUGGAAGAACAAGAAGAAGACGAGGAUCUAUUUCGAACUAUUAUUCGUCUUCUUCUAAUAAGCCUUCUUCUUACAACUACUACAAGCAUGGGUAUAAUAAUGGAGACGAGUUUGGGUACUACCAGAAGCCAAUUGGUUCAAUGGUGGUCAGUGAAAAGGCCAUGUCCGUGUUCAGUGAUGAAAACCCUCAUGCUUGUGCAAUUAUGUGACAUGCAUAUGUAUUCAGAUUUAUUAUAUGGUUUUUUAUUAAAA
This is a messenger RNA of Prosopis cineraria, 687 nucleotides long. RefSeq names its product heavy metal-associated isoprenylated plant protein 28-like. Bases 144 to 644 code for a protein of 166 amino acids. Lineage: Eukaryota; Viridiplantae; Streptophyta; Magnoliopsida; Fabales; Fabaceae. The transcript has 3 exons. Gene Ontology annotation, molecular function: metal ion binding. The record is from RefSeq and is a predicted model, not a curated record.